Molecule: messenger RNA, 8657 nt
Organism: Hyla sarda
Lineage: Eukaryota; Metazoa; Chordata; Amphibia; Anura; Hylidae
Gene: CHD8
Product: chromodomain helicase DNA binding protein 8
Exons: 38
Coding region: 508-7518 (2336 amino acids)
Biological process (GO): chromatin remodeling
Molecular function (GO): ATP binding; protein binding; ATP-dependent chromatin remodeler activity
Source: RefSeq, a predicted model, not a curated record
GACCAAAUCGAGGCUGGUUGCGCUUUUGCCUUGGAUACGGCUAGGCCUCAGAGUGAUGGGGGGAGCGAAUGGGUCAACCUAACCCAGCACGUCGCUAUAGUCUAUGAUUGACAGGAUGUUUGACCAAUGGGAGCGCGCUGCAGCUGCACGGCUCUGAGGGGCGGGGCCUAGCGUUGGGUUGGUAGCGCCGUGUGUAUCUGUAUGGGGAGGAGAAAGCUGUGUGUGUGCAGCGACAGCAUGUGUGUAUCCGGGAAACUACAUGUGUAUUACUGUAUGCUGAGUGACUGUCCGGGCUGGAGAGCAUGUAAAUGCCGGGGAGGACAGCGCGCUGGGCUCCAUAGCUGCUCCCACCGAGCACUCUAGGGGAUACGGAGUAGUCAUAGACUUUCAUCCUGGCUUCUUUCACUUUACAUCAUCCUGUGACACAAGUCCAUUUGUGCUUGCUCUGAAUUUUUGGGGAAGGCUGUUUGCCUUCCCCACAAAAUUUGCCUUAUAAAGAAGUCAAAGAUGGCAGACCCUAUUAUGGACCUUUUUGAUGACCCAAAUCUGUUUGGCCUGGAUUCUUUAACUAGUGAUUCGUUUACCCGUGAUGGACCUGACACCAUCGAUGAAGCCCUUGGCUUGGCUAAUGUUCUGGAACCUCUAGAACAACUCACCACUGAUCAAGGUGGAGAACAACCAAUUCCAGAUGGAAGUGAGCAGAGACCAGGGCAAUCAAUCCUGCAGGAUGUUCCUGUCCAUGUGGCCCCAGUAGAGACAGUGCUUCCAUCCUUACCAGCGACUAUUCCAGAACCUAUAAACCAAGGCAAUCCUUUUAUGGGAACUUCCACAAGUGGACCAACAGCUCCUAAAAUCAUGAUCCUGAAAGCCCCACCAGGAAUGACAGUGAGUAGUUGUCCUGUGACUCAGAUCCAGACACUGGCUCCUGGCCAGACAGCUAAUGGAGGCAAGGUUACGUUUGCCAAAGUGCUCACAGGGACCCCGCUGAGACCCGGGGUAUCAAUUGUAUCUGGGAAUACAGUGUUGGCCAAAGUUCCAAAUCAAGCUAUUGGAGGACAACCCGGAGUGAGACCUGUUCGACAGCUGUUGCUACAGCCAAUGCGUACUUCAGCAGCCCCAGCUGGCACGGAUGCGAACACUGGCAUUAAACCUGGCAUUACACUGACCUCUGCUCCUCAGCAGGGGGAUGCUAAACGCAUCACACUUGUGCUACAACAACCCACUGGUUCUGGAGCAGCACAGGGCCAGCGUCACGUGGUUCUUGGUGGGCUUCCAGGGAAACUUGUUCUUCAAGGAAACCAGUUAGCUGCUCUGACCCAGGCCAAGACUACCCAGGGACAACAGGCCAAAGUUGUCACUAUUCAACUGCAGGUACAGCAGCCCGGGGCAGCGGGACAGACCACACAGAAGUACCAGAUUUUACAGCAGACUCCUGGGGGUCUGACUCUAACACCUGGAGGACAACAGGCGCAUAUUAUAAGUCAGCAAGGAGGUCAGAGACUUUCGGUACCUCUCAAGGUUCUCUUACAGCCACAGGCUGGCUCCUCUCAAGGUGCUCCCCAAAGUCUGUCCGUGGUAAAGGUACUGAACUCAAAUGAAGUAGCCAAUCUCUCAGCUAGCCAGUCAAUUGUGAAAGUUGGAGCUGGCGAAUCACGCAAACUGGAUAAUCAAAAGAAACAGGAAAAAGCAAACCGAAUAGUUGCCGAGGCCAUUGCCAGGGCUCGAGCCCGAGGAGAACAAAAUAUUCCUCGUGUCUUAAAUGAGGAUGAACUUCCAAGUGUCACCACUGACGAUGAUGAUGCAAGUCGGAAAAAACGGAAGAAAAAGAAGGGAGAACCAGGAGAUGGCACUGUCAGUGACAAGUCCAAGAAAUCAAAAUCUUCUAGUAGCUCACGGUCUAAGAGCAAGUCGAAGCCCAGUACUAUCACUCCCAUUGUUGGAAAGAAAAGAAAACGCAAUCCAUCAUCUGAUAACUCUGAUGCUGAAGGGGUGCCAUCUCAAGCUUCUCCAGCUGAGGACGAAGAUAGUGUUCAGAAAAGACGAUCAAACCGCCAGGUGAAACGUAAAAAGUACACUGAAGAUUUGGACAUAAAAAUUACGGAUGACGAAGAUGAUGAGGAAGUUGAUGUGACUGGUCCUGUCAAGAGUGAGCCUGUCCUUCUGCCUGGACCCAUCCCACUGCCUGACAAUGAAUUAGCUCCUUCCCUGCAGUUCUUUGUUGAAAACCCAAGCGAAGAAGAUGCAGCAAUUGUAGACAAGAUCCUGUCUAUGAGAGUGGUGAAAAAAGAGCUUUCUACAGGAGGUUACAUUGAUGCAGAAGAAUUUUUUGUCAAGUAUAAAAAUUAUUCUUACCUGCACUGUGAAUGGGCAACAAUUCAACAGCUGGAGAGAGACAAACGCAUCCACCAGAAGCUCAAACGUUUUAAAACUAAAAUGGCUCAGAUGCGCCAUUUCAUGCCAGAGGAUGAAGAGCCCUUUAAUCCAGACUAUGUUGAGGUUGACAGAAUUCUCGAUGAAUCCCAUAGUAUUGAUAAAGACAAUGGAGAGCCGGUUGUGUAUUAUUUGGUCAAGUGGUGUUCACUGCCUUAUGAAGACAGUACUUGGGAACUUAAGGAAGAUGUAGAUGAUGGGAAAGUUGAGGAAUUUAAACGUGUAGAAUCACGUCAGCCCAAUCUGAAGCGUGUGGCAAGACCAGCUGCCACAUCUUGGAAUAAAUUAGAUCUGACCCGGGAAUACAGAAAUGGAAACCAGCUGAGAGAAUACCAGUUAGAGGGGGUGAACUGGCUGCUAUUCAAUUGGUACAACAGGCAAAACUGUAUCCUGGCUGAUGAAAUGGGCCUGGGAAAGACAAUCCAAUCCAUCACAUUUCUGCAGGAAGUGUACAAUGUAGGGGUUCGGGGGCCUUUUCUAGUUAUUGCUCCGCUUUCUACUAUUACCAACUGGGAGAGGGAGUUUGCUAGUUGGACACAAAUGAACACAAUUGUUUACCAUGGCAGCCUGGCCAGUCGACAAAUGAUUCAGCAGUAUGAAAUGUACUGCAAAGACUCUAAGGGUCGUCUUAUCCCUGGAGCGUAUAAGUUUGAUGCAUUGAUCACAACAUUUGAAAUGGUGCUUUCUGACUGCCCUGAGCUGCGUGAAAUUGAAUGGCGCUGUGUUAUUAUCGAUGAAGCUCAUCGUCUAAAAAAUAGAAACUGCAAACUGUUAGACAGCUUGAAGCACAUGGACCUGGAGCACAAAGUCCUAUUGACUGGAACACCAUUACAGAACACUGUGGAGGAGCUUUUCAGUCUGUUACAUUUCUUGGAGCCAACUCAGUUUGCUUCCGAGGCAGAAUUUCUGAAAGACUUUGGAGAUCUGAAGACAGAGGAGCAGGUGCAAAAGUUACAAGCCAUCUUGAAGCCAAUGAUGCUAAGAAGGUUAAAGGAAGAUGUAGAAAAGAAUCUUGCUCCUAAGCAGGAAACCAUCAUAGAAGUUGAAUUAACCAAUAUCCAAAAGAAGUAUUACAGGGCUAUUCUGGAAAAGAAUUUUUCAUUUUUGACAAAAGGUGCCAGUCAGUCCAAUACACCCAAUUUGCUUAACACCAUGAUGGAACUGCGGAAAUGCUGCAACCACCCCUACCUCAUUACUGGAGCUGAAGAGAAGAUACUGUUUGACUUCAGGGAAGCAACUCCAGUAAUCCCUCUAGACUUCCACUUGCAAGCUAUGGUGCGUUCCUCUGGAAAACUGGUGCUAAUAGAUAAGCUUCUACCUAAGCUUCGAGCUGGAGGCCAUAAGGUUCUGAUCUUCUCCCAAAUGGUUCGGUGUUUGGAUAUAUUAGAAGAUUAUCUCAUCCAGCGCAGGUACCUCUAUGAAAGAAUUGAUGGUAGAGUUCGUGGAAACAUGCGCCAAGCUGCGAUUGAUCGUUUCAGUCGUCCAGAUUCUGACCGCUUUGUGUUCUUGCUGUGCACACGUGCUGGUGGACUUGGAAUUAACCUGACAGCUGCAGAUACCUGCAUUAUCUUUGACUCUGACUGGAAUCCUCAAAAUGAUCUCCAGGCACAAGCUCGUUGUCACCGAAUUGGACAGAGCAAGGCAGUUAAAAUUUACCGGCUGAUAACCCGAAACUCCUAUGAGAGAGAAAUGUUUGAUAAAGCUAGCCUAAAGUUAGGACUUGACAAAGCUGUACUCCAGUCAAUGAGUGGUCGUGAAAACCACCUUAGUGGGCCCAUACAGCAGUUUACAAAGAAAGAAAUUGAAGACCUCCUUAGAAAAGGAGCCUACGCAGCCAUCAUGGAUGAAGAUGAUGAAGGUUCUAAGUUUUGUGAGGAAGACAUAGACCAGAUUCUCUUAAGACGAACCACCACAAUUACCAUAGAAUCAGAAGGCAAAGGCUCGACUUUUUCCAAGGCAAGUUUUGUGGCUUCUGAAAACAGGACUGAUAUUUCACUUGAUGAUCCCAAUUUCUGGCAGAAAUGGGCUAAAAAGGCUGAUUUAGACUUGGAUCUCCUCAGCAGUAAGAACACAUUGGUUAUAGACACACCCCGUAUAAGGAAACAAACUCGGCAUUUCAGUAAUAAGGAUGAUGAUAUGGUAGAGUUUUCAGAUUUGGAAAGCGAUGAUGAUGACCGUCCAAGAGCUCGACGUCCAGAUCGGAAAAAUGGUUAUGGCCGGACAGACUGUUUUAGAGUGGAGAAACAUCUGCUUGUAUAUGGAUGGGGCCGUUGGCGGGACAUUUUAUCACAUGGUCGUUUUAAGCGCGGGAUGACUGAACGGGAUGUGGAAAGAAUCUGCAGAGCCAUUUUGGUUUAUUGUCUGUUACAUUACCGAGGAGAUGAAAACAUAAAAAGCUUUAUCUGGGAUCUGAUCACUCCUGCAGAAAAUGGCAAAACCAAACAGCUUCAAAAUCACUCUGGUCUUUCCAUUCCUGUCCCUCGGGGACGCAAGGGGAAAAAAAUGAAAUCACAGACCAGCUUUGACAUACAGAAAGCUGACUGGAUUCGAAAGUACAACCCUGACACCUUGUUUCAGGAUGAAGGCUAUAAGAAGCAUCUAAAGCAUCAGUGCAACAAGGUUCUGCUGCGUGUGAGAAUGUUGUAUUACCUCAGACAGGAGGUGAUUGGGAACCAAGCAUCAAAGGUGCUGGCAGGGAUAGAAGCUAGAGACAUCGAUAUAUGGGUUCCUCAGGUUGAUCAAGCAGAUGUUCCCUCACUCUGGUGGGACAGAGAGGCAGACAAAUCUCUUCUCAUUGGUGUUUUCAAACAUGGUUAUGAAAAAUACAACACCAUGCGUGCUGAUCCUGUGCUUUGUUUCUUGGAAAAGGUGGGAGGACCAGAUGAGCAGGCAAUUGCAGCAGAGCACCAUGCACAAGACUUUGCUGAAUUGCCUGAGAGUGGAGACUUUGAUAGAGAUAUUGAAGAUCCAGAAUACAAACCACUACAUGGCCAGAAAGAUCCAGAGGAUGAGAUGGACCCCUUAAUGAUGGAUGAGGAAAUAUCAGUAGUUGAUGGUGAGGAAGCAACACCUAUGCCAAGCGGGAUGUUAUGGCCACCAGGGUCUUCUCUCACUGCUCGUCUCCGUCGCCUCAUUACUGCCUACCAGCGUAGCUACAAACGUGAACAGCUGAAGAUGGAAGCUGCAGAAAGAGGUGACAAACGGAGGAAACGUUGUGAAGCCGCUUUCAAACUGAAAGAAAUUGCACGUCGAGAGAAGCAACAAAGAUGGACACGUCGUGAAGCUUGCGACUUUUUCCGUGUUCUUUCCAGCUUUGGGGUGGAAUAUGACCCUGACACUCAACUUUAUGAGUGGCAGAGGUUUCGUAGCUUGGCAAGGUUGGACAAGAAAACAGAUGAAUCCCUACUUAAAUAUUUUCAUGGUUUUGUAGCAAUGUGCCGACAAGUUUGUCGUUUGCCACCAGCUGCAGGAGAUGAGCCACCAGACCCAUCUCUCUUCAUUGAACCCAUAUCAGAGGAGCGUGCCUCACGAGCACUGUUCCGUCUAGACCUCCUGCGUAGGGUGCGAGAACAGGUCCUGUGCCAUCCUUUGCUUCCUGCACGUUUAUCUCUUUGCCGGUCAGACCCAGAACUACCAGAGUGGUGGGAGAGUGGCCGACAUGAUAAGGAACUACUUGAAGGAGCAGCUCGCUAUGGUCUGAGCCGCACUGAUCUUACACUAAUGCCAGACCCCUCAUUUUCGUUCCUAAGUUGCCGUCUCAGCUACCUCCAGUCUCGGGGUGUGGCCAGUCACUCCCGCCCAUCCACUCCCACUUCUGUUGUUCCUUCACUGCCCCCACAAGAACUUCAGCAACCUCAUAUGCUUUCACUUUCCUCGUCUGUCAGCUCUUCUCCAGCUCCAAGGAGAUCCUCCUGUUCCUCAUCCUCAUCAUCAUCCAGUUCAGAAGAUUCUUCAGAUGAGAGCAAUGAGAACAGAUUGGCCAAGUUAAAUGCAGGUCUACCACAUUCUCGUUUAUUUGAUGAAGAAAGUCGCUUGUCUCUUACUGCCUCCCCUGCUGACCUCAACACAGAGGACAGUGCUCAGACUGUUUUGGAGAAUCCACAUAGUGCCGACUGGCCAAAGGACAGAGUUUUAAUCUGUCGAAUUGAACAAGUCUGUAAUGCAGUGUUGACUGGAAUAUGGGCAUCACCGCGAAGAAUAACAGACCCACCAAGUGACAGCCCUGACAGCCUCUCCCCAACACCAGAGGAACGAAGUCCUGCCUCAUUUACACAGAUACGCUCUGUACCUGACCCAAAGGAAUUUACAGUACAAAUCAAAAGUGAAGAAGGGCUAAAAAUAAAGUUUCAGAAACACAAGCUUCUAGGUAAUGGAGCAGUGGAAUCUGUACCGCAUGUCCAUAAGAAGAAAAGUAAAAAGAAGCUGGCACAGAUGGAUCUAGAUAUGGAUGCUCGAAUACCAGUUGUAAAUCAGAGGGAUGGCACUGUGCUGCUUGGAGAGGAAGCCCCAAAACGUUGUCAGUUGCAUGAGUGGCUCCAUAGACAUCCUGACUAUAUUGUGGAUCCUCGCUUUUUAGCAUAUAUGGAAGACCGAAGGAAACGCAAAAAAAAGAGUAAGAAAUCAAAAUCUUCCUCAACAGCACUAGGUACUAUGCAGCAAUCCCACCAUCACAAUGGUAAAAAGUCUUCUCAGCCAGAGACUACAUUUGAUGCCCAACACCUUCCCACAUCUGCAAAAAAGAGGAAGAAACGUCCUCCUUCCAAGAUAAUAAUGCCACAUUCAAUACACACAGCAGGGGACUCCUCCCAUUCCUUUUCCCGGGACCCUCGACCAGAUCCCACUGCAAAUCCUCUGCGGGCUAUGUAUGGAGCAGCAGGUGGAGGAAUGCUUCACCAGUCUGGACUUGGAGGAAUGGGAUUACCCCGAUUUCAUUCUCUGCAUACAGCUUCUGCUAGCAGAAUUCAAGGACCUUCAUUUGGGGAUGAUUUACCUGGCUAUGAGCCCCCACAGCAACAUUUGUCUUUGCUUGAUGACCCUAUGAUGCCAGCGAAUUCUUCUUCUAGUGACGAUGAUUUAGACAGACCCUGAUAAGACACUUCCCAUUGUGGGAACUAUGAACUACUCAGAGAUGCAGGGCCAAAACCCUUCUUAAGAGACUUUACCAUUUUCUCAUCAGUAGCUUGGUUUUUGUGUUUUUUACUUUUUUUUUUUGUUUUUUCUUCCCUUCUUUUCAGGACUCCAGACAAAUUUCCAGCUUCUAGUCCCAGGAUCCUCCGCGGCAGGAUUCACGCUGGAUCACAAAGGACAAAUUAUUAUAUAUUUUUUUUUUAUUUAAUAUUAUUAACGCUAUUGCUGGAAGGGGCCUUGUACCACACUAGCACAGAGCAGGUUCUGGAACAUAAUGAACAGUCUUAAAGUGCAAUAAAGUACUUGGGAUCUGAGUGACAAGGUCCCUGUCUCAUUUUGGGGUUCUCCACUAUACACCCAGCCCUGAUGUGGAUCACUCCCAUAGGUCACUGUUAUGGAGAUGAGAUGAAUUAGAUGCAUUGCAGUAACAUAACUGCAACCUGUUAGGCUGCACAGGACAUAAGAAAAGCUUUGCAAAGCAGAGUUAGGUCUGUGCAAUCUAUGUAUGAGGGGAGGGGGGGGGAUGGGCACUUUCUGUUUGUGUGUACAUGCGGGACCUGACACUGAGGAGCAGAAAAUAAAUUUUGUAGGGUGCAAAGGUGAGGAGCCAGCCCUCACUUUGCCUCCUUAGACAUCAUAAGAAAUCAAUAAAUUACUUGAUUUAAUAGAAUGUGUGUGUUUUCUUGAAUGAAUACAUAUGCCAUAGUAAUAAUUUCUGACAUCACUGUAACUUAACCUGCUCUUCAUCUUUUUAGUUUUAUGUGAUGCUAAUUUUAAAUUGUAUGUAAAGUCACAUUUAGGCUAAUUUUACAUAAAGGUAACAUGAGCUUCCUGUGGCCAAAAUAUGGACACAGAAGUGCACCCCUAUUAUUAUACUUCUGUUAAAUUGGCCUUAAAGGAACCCUAUCUGCUCUAUAUUAUUGUCCGAGAUGCAGAAAACAAAUACCUGUCUCUUAUCUGGCGGCCUCGACAUUUUUAUUAAAUGUCUGCUGAGCUAUAAAGCUGAGAAAUAAACCCUAAACAUGAUCUUUUAACACUAAUAAAACACACGCGAUCAGGGCUCUGGAUCCAAAGUUAAAGGGGUAUUCCAGGCCAAAACU